Molecule: messenger RNA, 1986 nt
Organism: Spodoptera litura
Lineage: Eukaryota; Metazoa; Arthropoda; Insecta; Lepidoptera; Noctuidae
Source: RefSeq, a predicted model, not a curated record
AUAUCAUCAUGUAGACUGUAAGCAACAUACCGUUCGAUUUACCACUAAAUUCAUACGAUUCGUUUUUUGACAUUAUAUUGUACUGUUUACUGUAGUCUACAAACAGAAGUAACGAACAAGUACCGAAAUUUAUCACUAGAUGGCGUUACCUGUCACCAAUUGAAGUUUGUUCACAAAGUCAUUAGUGGUUUGAACAAGUACGUGCGUGAUCCGAAUCGAAAAGUAAUUAAAAAUAUUGUUUUCGUGUUUUGAGGCUUUAUUUUCAAUAACAUGGACAGGGCAGCUCGUAAGCGUCCUCUUCGAGUCCUUUUAGAGGAGGAUAUUGCCUCGGUGCUGCAGAAUGGUGAUGAUAGUGAGGAUGGUUUGGAUUUUGAUGAUGACAGCCUCGAAGACCCAGAUUUUUCACCUGAAUUAGAAACUUUUGAAGACAAUACUUCCACCUUAGAUAUCGACGUGGAUUCUAUUAUAGAAACCUUAGAAAAUAACCAUGAAAGCUCAGUUCCAUCACCUCCAAGCCUUGAAACUGCAUCAAACGAUUCUCAACCUUCAUCAGCUCAAAGUAAUCAAUCAAAACGAACCACAACGAAACCUACCAAAUUGAAUUUACGCUGGAAGAAAAAGAGCCUACAGUUAAAUACCGAGCAGCUUAGAUUCAAGGGUAACAAGAACUUGGGAACUGAACUUCUAGAGCUAGAAACCCCUAUCCAGUUUUUCUUUUACCUCUUUCCACAAGAACUUAUCAAGAUGAUUUCAGAGGAGACCAAUCUUUAUCAAGUUCAGAAUGAUCCUAAUAGCACUUUUCGUGUAACAGAAAUGGAUAUCAGGCAAUUUAUGGGUAUUGUAUAUCUAAUGUCUCUUAUUCGAUUGCCCAGAGUUACGAACCACUGGACUCCGAUACUUGGUACCCCAAUAAUACAGGAUACUAUGCCACUGAAUAAAUUUGAGAAAAUACGCCAAACUUUACACUUCAAUGACAAUAGUAAAAAUCUACCUAUGAACGAUCUUGGAUAUGAUAGAAUUUUCAAAAUAAGACCAGUGAUCAAUUCUCUCAACGCAGCAUACAAAAAGGUCCCUUUGGAAGAACACCUCUGUGUUGAUGAGCAAAUGUGUUCCACCAAAGCACGGAAUGUGUUGAAGCGAUAUAACCCACAAAAGCCACAUAAAUGGGGUUAUAAAAUCUACGUGUUGAGUGGCGUUUCUGGUUACGCCUAUAAAACAGAAAUUGAAACUGGCAAGGAAAACGUUACGCUUCCAGAAGAGCCAGAUUUGGGUGCAGCAUCGAACGUCGUCAUGAGGUUAGCACGUAUGAUACCAAAGCAUCAAAAUUACCAACUGUAUUUUGACAAUUAUUUUACCUCUCUUCGUCUGUUGGAGUAUUUGGCCAAAGAAGGCAUUCACAGUCUUGGUACCAUAAGAAGAAAUAGAAUCCCAGACUGUAAGUUGCUGCCAGAAAAGGUAAUAUUGAAAAAACCCAGAGGUUAUUCAGAAGAAUAUGUAGCUGACCUCAACGGCACCGACAUAUCGAAUGUGGCAUGGAAAGAUAACAAAAUUGUCACUCUGGCUUCUACUUUUGCUGGAAUACAGCCUGAAACUGAUGUUCGUCGAUGGGACAAACAGAACUCUAAGUACGUGAGUAUAAAACGACCGAACGUUGUAGGAGAGUAUAAUCGCCACAUGGGUGGUGUUGACCUGAUUGACAGCAUCAUGGGGAUAUACAAGAUACAAUUGCGUAGCAAACGAUGGCAAAUACGUCUAUUCUAUCAUUACUUGGAUCUCACAAUGGCAAACGCAUGGCUGCUUUAUAAAAGAGUCUGUAAAGACAAAGGCCAGUCAUGUCGUUUAUCUUCAGCAGAUUUUCGACUAGAUGUUGCAGUAACUCUUUGUAAAUUGGGUGUAAAGCCUAGUAUGUCUAGUCGUCGUUCGCUAGAGAACGAGAUACAAGCAAAAAAACACAAAGGACCUGCACAGCAUGCACCUCCUAUGGCA